Molecule: messenger RNA, 1197 nt
Organism: Cladophialophora carrionii CBS 160.54
Lineage: Eukaryota; Fungi; Ascomycota; Eurotiomycetes; Chaetothyriales; Herpotrichiellaceae
Exons: 3
Coding region: 1-1197 (398 amino acids)
Source: RefSeq, a predicted model, not a curated record
AUGAAGACAUCUCAGGUUUUGACUCUGGCAGUUGCUGCCUUUGGGCUCACGACAGGAGCGGUGGCCCAAGACAACGCGCGAAACCGUGGGGGAAACAAUAACCAGGCCGCAGACGACACUGACACUGCCGCUGCUGGAAACGGAGGUGGGAACAACAAUGCAGGAGGCAAUGGAGGCGGCAACGGCGGUCUAACGCUGCUGGAUGCAAAUGUCCAGACUGCCAGCAACUUUGUUGGCAACCCCAACGCCGAACAAGCGAACUCCGAGACUGACCCUGCCAACUUCAUCAACUUCUGCACAGGCAAGACGCUGACGAAUGGAACGCAAGCCACCGGUGGUUCUUGCAACGGCGUGGUCAUGGGUGACAUUCCCUCGAACAACAACAUGAUCUCGUCAAUCAUUCUCUUCCCAGGCCCCGGGGACGAUCUAACGCCAAACGAAGACUUCAACAUCCAAGUGCAACUUACCAAUUUGGUCGCUGGAUCCUUCACUGACCCUCUCACCACCUACUAUGCCGCUCCGCAGCAACUGCAAGGUGGCAAUGUCAUUGGUCACUGCCACGUCACUGUUCAGGAUCUCGGUAACGACCUGGCCCCGACGCAGCCUCCCGACCCGAAGACCUUUGCUUUCUUCAAGGGUAUCAACGACGCUGGAAAUGGCCAAGGUCUUCUCCAGGCUACGGUGACGGAUGGUCUCCCUGCUGGUUUCUACCGUGUCUGCACCAUGAACUCUGCUUCCAACCAUCAGCCUGUGCUCAUGCCCGUCGCUCAACGCGGUGCUCAGGAUGACUGCCAGAAAUUUACCGUUGGUCAAGGCGGUGGCAACGCCGGUGGCAACGCCGGCGGUAACGCUGGCGGCAACACUGGCGGCAAUACUGGCGGAAAUACCGGCGGCAACACUGGUGGUAACACUGGCAAUACCGGCGGCAACACUGGCGGCGACGCUGAUACCUCCUCAACAUCAACCUCUGCCGCAGCUGCAGCAACCACGACGGCCGCCAGUAAUGCCGGAGGGAACGGUGGUGGUGACUCUGGCAACAACGGCGGUGCCGGAGCCUCUACGACUUCUGCUGCCGCGGCCGCCGAGACGACUGCUGCAGAUGGCUCAACCUCGAGUGGACGCUUUGGUGGCCGGGGCGGACGAGGGCGCUUUGGACGGGGACGAGGACGCUUUGCUGCUCGCGACUACGAUGCCUGA